Messenger RNA from Linum trigynum, 1689 nucleotides. The record is from the annotation of a GenBank genome assembly. NCBI's taxonomy places the organism in Eukaryota, Viridiplantae, Streptophyta, Magnoliopsida, Malpighiales, Linaceae.
AUGAACAGAGAUUCCUCCGACGAAGACGACGAUCGCGAGAGCUUCCUCGAACAGAACGACCGGAAGCAUCCGCACCCUAACCCUCAACACCAACCCUCUCCCGGCCGAUCCCUUUCCUCAUCUCUACACGUCGAGGAUCUCCGCACCUUCGGCAAUGGCGUUCGCCGCCGCUUCUCCAAUCUCAACCUCAAAAGGUAUCUCUUCGCCGUCUUCCUCCCGCUCUUCAUCCUCCUCCUCUACUUCUCCACCGACUUCCGCACCCUCUUCUCCUCCAAAUUCCCCGUCCUCAACCUCGAUCCCCUUUCCGAUCGGAUGCGCGAGUCCGAACUCCGCGCCCUCUACCUCCUCCGCCAGCAGCAGAGCUCCCUCCUCUCCCUCUGGAACCAUUCCUCGUCCAAUUCUUCUUCUGCUCCCGAACCCACCUUCGAUUCCAUCCAAUCCGCCCUCCUCCCCUUGAUUUCGCUCAACAAGCAGAUUGAGCAAGUUCUAUUGUCCCCUCAUAACUCCCCCACCAACAGCACUGCCUUGUCUUCAGAUUCCGAUCCAUCUGCCACGGCUCCUGCUCUCUUCUCCACCUGCCAGAGCCUCCACCGCCGCCUGCCCGGCCGGAAAACCAUGGACUGGAAGCCCCGACCCAAUAAGUUCUUGUUUGCUAUUUGUUUAUCUGGACAGAUGAGUAACCACUUGAUUUGCCUGGAGAAGCACAUGUUCUUUGCUGCACUGCUAAACCGGGUCUUGGUCUUCCCAAGCUCUCGAUUUGAUUAUCACUACAGCAGAGUCUUGGAUAUCGACCACAUUAAUACUUGUCUGGGAAGCAAGCUUGUGCUCAACUUCGAAGAAUUCGAGGAGAUGAGGAAGAAUCGCCUGCGAAUUGACAAGUUCAUAUGUUACUUCUCAGCCCCCACGCCAUGUUACGUCGACGAGGAACAUGUCAAGAAGUUGAAGGCCUUGGGGAUCUCUGUGGGGAGUAAGCUAGAGUCUCCUUGGAAAGAGGAUAUCAAGAAGCCUAGUAAAAGGACUGCCCAGGAAGUUGUGGCCAAGUUCUCGUCUGACGACGAUGUUAUUGCCAUUGGAGAUGUCUUCUACGCGGAUGUCGAGACUGAGUGGCUGAUGCAGCCCGGUGGCCCUCUUGCUCACAAAUGCAAAACCUUGAUCGAACCUAGUAGACUUAUCACGCUCACAGCUCAGCGCUUCAUCCAGACAUUCUUGGGGAAGAACUUCAUUGCUCUCCAUUUCCGGCGGCAUGGCUUUUUGAAGUUUUGUAAUGCUAAAAAGCCGAGUUGCUUUUACCCUAUUCCUCAAGCUGCCAGCUGCAUCGAUCGCUUGAUUGAAAGAGCAAAUGCACCAGUUAUCUAUCUUUCAACUGAUGCGGCAGAAAGUGAAACUAACUUGUUGCAGUCACUACUGGUUGUGAAUGGGAAGACCAUACCAUUAGUUAAGCGACCUCCUCCUAAUUCAGCUGAAAAGUGGGAUGCUUUGUUAUAUAGACAUCACCUCGAGGAUGAUCCACAGGUGGAAGCUAUGCUGGAUAAGAGCAUAUGUGCCAUGUCAAGCGUGUUUAUUGGAGCAGCAGGAUCUACUUUCACGGAGGAUAUUCUAAGGCUUCGCAAGGACUGGGACUCAGCAUCAUCAUGUGAUGAAUACCUGUGCCAGGGUGAGCUCCCAGACUUCAAAGCAGAAGAUGAAUGA